UAUAUAUAUAUAUAUACAUAUAUUUAAUAAAAACAGCUCUUGAAUUGAACAGAGGCAGCGUAGACUCUCCAUUUACGAGCCCUAAGGCUUUGAUCCAAGGCUGUUGAAGUUGUAAUUUGCAGUUCUCAAUGGUGCAUUUGAUGAAGAGUGGCGAUUCGGAAUCUCAGGCCGAGAAGAUGGCAGCGGUGAAGAUGGAGGUCGAGGAUUCUUUGGAGGAGGAGCACGCCCCACUCCACAAGCGCCCCAGACAGCAGAAUUUCGGAUUGGGUGGUUUUACGGUGCCGGCUUCACAAUACAACCCGCUUAAUGAGCCAAGUCCAUUGGGCUUGCGUCUCAGGAAAAGCCCAUCUCUUCUGGAGUUAAUUCAAAUGAAGCUUUCCGAAUCGGCUACAGCAAAAGUUGGAAGUCAUGGUCAUGGUAAAAAAGAACCAAAAGCUGGUGCUGCUUCUGGCGAUAAGUUGAAGGCAUCCAAUUUUCCUGGUUCAAUUCUUAAAAUUGGGACCUGGGAGUAUAAAUCAAGAUAUGAAGGAGACUUGGUGGCCAAAUGUUAUUUUGCAAAGCAUAAGCUGGUGUGGGAGGUUCUUGAUGGGGGUCUUAAGAAUAAAAUUGAAAUUCAGUGGUCGGAUAUCAUGGCUUUGAAGGCAAAUUACCCUGAUGAUGGUCCUGGAACUUUAGAUGUUGUGUUGACACGGCAACCUCUUUUCUUUAGGGAGACUAAUCCACAACCUAGGAAGCACACUCUUUGGCAGGCAACAUCGGAUUUUACUGGUGGACAAGCUAGUAUACAAAGGCGACACUAUCUGGAAUGCCCACAAGGCUUGCUGGGAAAACAUUUUGAAAAACUCACACAAUGUGAUCCCCGUUUGAACUUUCUCAGUCAGCAAGGCGAGAUAACAUUAGAUUCUCCCUAUUUUGAACCUAAAAUCUCUGUGUUUGAUGAUAAAAAUGGAAACAAUAGUGAAAUUGAUUCAAAUAGGGAGGGAAGUCCUUCCUUUUUCAGCUUACAAGAUACUGCUUCACCAUCAGGCCCUCAAUCUUCUUCCUCAAAGAAUGAUCUUGAUGCUCUUGGCAGACAUUCAGAUUCUUAUACUCGUGAAACACCGUCUCCAUGCUCAGCCAUGGACACACUGACAGUUGAAGAUAUAAAAAACGGUGAAAUUGAGCAACUUAAGGAGCUCAGCAAGUGGGAUCAGAUAAGGGUGCCUGGGCUCCGUUCAUCUAUGUCGAUGAGCGAUUUAGUGAGCCAUCUUGAACACCGGAUAUCAGAACAGGGAACAUCUGACACUCCGACUCUCUCCAGUGAGGAAUGGGAAAGCCUGCAAAUCUUGGAUGAUAUCAAUCGUUGUUUGUUUAGCGACAUUCAACACUUGCCUGACUCAGAUGAGAAGUCGCUCAUGUCAAGAGUCAAUUCUCUUUGCUGCCUCCUGCAGAAAGACACUGCUCCAGGUUCAAACAUACAGUUUAAAAGUGACCACUCUCCUGAUUUGGCAUUGGUGCAAAAGAGAGGAGAGGAGUCAAACAAUCUUGGUGCGUCGACUUCUGCGGAGAAGGUCGAAGAGAACAUCCACAACGAUGACUCUGAAGGCAUAUCUGGCCCAAACCAGGUAUCUUCCAUGUCCAGGAAGGACUCUGUCGGAGAUUUGCUGCUUAACCUCCCUAGGAUAGCUUCUCUACCGCAGUUCUUGUUCAACAUUUCAGAAGAUCUUGAGAACCAAGCUAGAUAGUACCUUCCAACCAGUUUAUGCCCAGUAAACUUGUACAUAAAUGUAGUAGUUCUCUUGGAACUUUGUUCAAUCCGUGGAUUCGGAAAUUCAGAUUGAUGAUGAAUCCUGUAACGUUUGUCUUUUAAGUUGGCACCGAGUCCAUGUUGGGUGUUGUGUUAUCAUAAUCUCUGUACAAAUAAAUGUAUGUCUUGUUGUGUGCAUGUUGCCGUGUAUUUGGUCUAUACUGUA
This is a messenger RNA of Sesamum indicum (sesame), 1952 nucleotides long. RefSeq lists its product as uncharacterized. Lineage: Eukaryota; Viridiplantae; Streptophyta; Magnoliopsida; Lamiales; Pedaliaceae. The record is from RefSeq and is a predicted model, not a curated record.